Annulohypoxylon truncatum is the source of this 6154-nucleotide messenger RNA. Its product is annotated as ankyrin repeat protein. Lineage: Eukaryota; Fungi; Ascomycota; Sordariomycetes; Xylariales; Hypoxylaceae. Bases 357 to 5753 code for a protein of 1798 amino acids. Gene Ontology annotation, molecular function: protein binding. The record is from RefSeq and is a predicted model, not a curated record. The transcript has 9 exons.
AGUAGCGCGGGUUUAACCGAGGGCAGUUGCGAAUGGUCUCUUGCCAACAUGGCGCUCAACCUGCCUAUAUCGAGAUCCACACUUACCUCCUAUAUUAGUGUACCUAGGUACUAAUAUAAAGCAUCUAUCUUCUCCAGCUUCAUUCUAUCAAGUGUGGUUUUUCUCUCAUGCAUGCCUUGACUCAACUGAUUUGACGUCUCAUAUUAUUAUCUUCCUGUUUUCCGUCUCACCAAAAUUCCUUGUACCCAUUUGAUACGGUUCUCCUUAACUACCUACCUGGUACUUGACUUAUCCCUUUAACUCGUUUGCAAAAUACUCUCGAUUAUUUCUAUCAAGUUCAGCUUGAGUUAAGCAAAAUGACCGUCGCAGACCUUCCCAGGCUGCCCGUGGCACAUGACGAGUUAAUAAACUACAUCGCUCACCUUCCCAAGAUUCCAAUGAGCGAGUUGAUGGAUCCUUAUCGCAAAUAUGAAGCCCAACUACGUGAGAUGUACGCUCAGCAACGCAACAAUCCCGUCUUAGAUGACCCCUAUAUCAACGUCCUACCCCUUUUCACUAAGGAUACCCCAAAUAUCAGGACUCGUGCUCGUAACCUCGAAGCAGAAUCGCCCAGUGAAAAGGAGAAGUACAUCAUGUCUCUUCCCGAUGAUAAACGGCGCCCGAACGACUCGCCCGCCGUCGUUUCUUCUCUCAAGCAGUUUCGUCACAACUUCGGCGUCUUCUCCGAAACAUCGCUUGUUGAAAUGGACUGGAGUAAUGUUGUGGCUGCUGGUUCAUCCGUCGUCAACUGUCUUCUACCCGUUCCUGAUCAAUACAAGAAGUCCAAGAGGGCUCUUCGCAAUUACUACCACGAAAAGUUUAGUCCGGCUUCCGACGUUGACUUAUUCUUGUACGGUCUCAACGAAGAGCAGGCCAUUGAAAAGAUCAAAGAAAUUGAAGCUCGGAUUCGUGAUGCGAUCCUAUCAGAAGUAACAGUGGUCCGAACAAAGAAUGCCAUCACGAUUUGCAGCCAAUAUCCCACUCGUCAUGUUCAGAUUGUUCUCCGAGUUUAUAAAUCAGUCUCUGAAAUCUUAACUGGAUUCGAUAUUGAUUGUUCUGGUGCUGCUUAUGAUGGAAAUCAAGUCUACUGCACUCCGCGAGCAUUGGCUUCCUAUAUCACCCAGAUCAAUCCCAUUGAUCUUACUCGAAGGAGUCCUUCGUAUGAGAAUCGUCUUUCGAAGUAUAGUCACCGCAACUUCGAAGUUUAUUGGCCGGAACUUGAUCGAUCUCGCAUUGAUCCUACCAUCUUCGAACGUAGCUUCCACAGGACUCUUGGACUUGCUCGCUUGCUCGUCCUUGAACGUCUUCCCACUACGAAUGCUAGAGAUGAAUAUCUCAAGAAGCGACGACAGGAACGUGGGAGGCCAGAAGCGGGCAACCGUUUUCAGUAUCGCCUCCACGGAAAUAUCAAAGACAUCCAUGAGGAUGAAGUGGCAGAUUGGGUCGACGAGAGCGAAGUCUCGAACUACCAUACCUUCAGUGUUCCCUAUGGUGAAAAGUUUCACGCGAAGAAAAUCGAAAAGCUUUGCUAUACGAAAGACUUGCUUUUGAAUGCCGAAUGGAACCAACCUAAGGAGAGGGAAGUCUACUUACACAGACACCCUGCUUUCUUCGGACGAGUCGAUGAUGUCAUCGGUGAUUGCUGUGGCACCUGCCCAAAGCCACAAACCCCCGAAGAGAUCGAAAUAGCUGAGAAAGAGAGUGAGAUCUAUGUAUCAGGGAAAGUUUCCUUUCGCAUUGAUGACCCGGGAAGACAGCAAAUUGGUUCGUUCAAUCCUCUCACAAAUGAUGACUGGACUGAGAUGGCAUACGUUGGGAACACUGCUCGCCUCUGUCAGGCCAUCGUCGACGGCGAUGUCGAGCAUGUCGAAGAUUGGCUUUCGCAGGAAGGUGCAGAUCCUAACACGAGGGAUUAUACGGGCAGAACCCCUCUGCAUCUCGCCGUCAUCAGCUCGACAUCUCAGGUCGUCCAGCGCCUAAUUGAUCACGAUGCACGCCUUGUUGCUCGCCUAGCCGAUGGCAGAACUGCACUUCACUUGGCUGCAGCACUCGGUGAUAUCGAUAUGGUCAUGCAUCUGCUUGAGAGAAGUAAUUUGAAUGAGGAAGAGGAAGAAGAGAGACAGGACCAGCGCCGCAAAGCUCGGUUCACGGCAGACAAAAGUAGUCAAGUCGACAAACCUGACAAGCCCCCUACUUCUCAGUCCCCCGAUGAAUCUGAUGGCGAAGAUUCGGAAGCAGACCUCCUUAGCGAUGCUUCGUCCGCGGAUGGCAAUGAUGCGAUAUCUAUUGCUACUGGGUCGUUUGUCAAAGUCGGCAAGGACGGUGAAACCGAGGAGAAGGAGGCGGCGAUCCUCGAUGAGGAUCCAAGCGAGCCGGACUUUUAUCAAGUCGACGCUGUUGCGUGGGAUUCUAAAUGCAGCGCUCUUCACUAUGCUAUCAUUGGUGGCCACUGCGACAUUGUCGAGCUCCUUUGUCAAGAGUAUGGUGCUGAUGUGCUAUCACCUGUUAAGAUCGGCGAUGGAUCAUAUUCUAGCCCUAAUAUGGCGAUCUUGACAAUGGUCUUGGCCCUUGCUCUCCCUGUCGAGAAAGCCCUGCCCAUGGUGGAGACAUUACUGAGCUUAGGCGCUACUUCUUCGCAGGCUGACACGAAAGGCGUGACUGCGUUUCACCAAUACAUUCGAAGUGGUCCAUCCAAGCUUGUUGAGUGUCUAUGGGAUAAGGACAAAAUCGGUCUCCAGGCAGCUCUUAAUCAUGUAUCCGUCACUGGUUCAUGCUACAAUGGCAAUGCUACAACCCCGUUGUCGACGGCCAUCGACAGAGGCGAUCCAAUACUCAUCCACAAGCUACUUGAGGCGGGAGCGAAGCCCCAGAUUGAUUUUGACUCAUGGUUAAAGGGCGCCAAGUUCACAUUCGAAAAUGAGCUCCGCGACUACGAGAACAACGUCAUACGCUACAAAGACGCUACCGAGCAGCCUUUGAUAGUAGCUAUAAAGUCAUCGCAUCCUUCCAUUGCUAUCGAAUUGUUGGAGAAAGGAGCCGACCCCAACACACUGACCCGGGCGAGCCACAAUAUCAUUCGAAACGACUGGUCUCGAAGAUAUCAUAAGGGCCGGUCUGCCCUUGACGUCGUCCAUGACUUGCUCAAAGAAUACCGCGAAUUUAAGGAUGAUUUGACCGGAACACCCCGACCCUGGCGGAAGCCAGGGUUCUAUGCUCCUAAGAAGGGCACUUAUCUAGAAUGUCCAGUGGAGCCCAUUGGGACGACAGAAUUCCUAUCAAACUUCGCUGAGGGUACUUACGAACACUGGCUUGUUUCCACUGAUAUCGUGGAACAGAUAGGCGGUUACAAAAAGCAGUUGGAAAGGUUUGAGAAAGAGCGAGCUGAGUCCAUCGGUGAGGGAGAACUGACAGAGAAGGUCGAAGCCACCCAAGACCUCAUCUCGCAACUUGAAAGAGUGCUAGAAACUCUCGUAUCUCAAGGCGGGAAAACUUUUAAGGAACAGUACCCUAGUAUACCAGAGCCUCCUUUUGAUAUUAAUGCGAAAGACUCGUCCGAAAACCGCUCUUUAUCGCCAUACACCCUCGAAUUCAAAUUUACUAAUGUCACAGACGUCACCGAUGCACGAAAGGAUGCGUACAUUAAGCUCUUUGAAGCGGCAUGGAUAGGCGACCUCGAGGUGAUCAAAUCACUCACCCUAGCUUCAUGGGAUGCAGACGGACAAGAAUCACCUCUUAAGGUGGCGGUCUCCGACAUAAAAGGCAAUAACCCAUUCUCACUUGCAUUUCUCCGCGGUCACUAUGAGGUAUCGAAAGCAAUUUUGGAGAUUGCGCAAGCCCAGUGGGCACCAAAGUCAGGUCAGACAACACGCUUCACAAUGAAGAAGGACGACUAUGACGAUGGGGAAUAUUGUUCCGGCGGGGAUGAGCCUGAUGAUGGUGAUGAAAUUGGAGUAUACAAGAAGGUCAUUAAUGACCAACUCACAAUCGAUAAUAUCGGCCAAGUCUCUACGCAAGUUAAGAGCCAAGUUCUUGCCAGUGCGCUCCUGGAUUGGAUGGUACCAACGUUCGUGGUUCGUGAUGGCUCACUCGAAGCAAGGCAGAAAGAGAGUCUUCUCCAAUUUGUCAUAUCCGAAAAUGACAUUAAAGGGUUCGACUUCUUGAUCAAUUUGCAUAUUCACUUCGCUCGAGAAGAGCCUAUCGAGGAUGGCGAAGACGAGUCGAGUAGAUUUUAUACGCUUCCUCAGCUCUACUUCGAUCACGCUCUGAAGCUUGGCCGCACAGAGAUGCUCGCUAGUGUUAUUCGGCAAGUCGGUGCUGGAAUUCCCAUCGAAGACUUGGUGAAGAAGAGUGGCACGAAACUUAACUUGAAACCUCGCUACUAUCAGGGAUUGAGCGUCUAUGGAAAGAAAAGGGCAGAUUGGGCCAAGGCCGGCCGUAAUCUCGUAGUCAAAACUACCGGAAGCAAGAUCCCACCAUUGCUCUCGGCUGCUCUCCAAGGCUCUUUGGAAUCUAUUGAAUGGUUUAUUAGCGACAUACCAAUGCGGCACUAUGCGGAAUUUGGAAAAUCUAAGGUCGCUCAGGAGGAUAUUCGCUUGAAACACCUGACCGAGGCGUCUGGUGGAUUUGACCAAGCGAUUUCUAAAUGGCUUGGUGUCCAAAAUGAUCUUGCCAUCCACUGCGCAGUGAUGGGACCAAGGGGAGAGAAGACUAACAAACUCAUCGAAUACCUUAUCAAGGUUUGCCCGUCGUCUUUUGAAGCAAAGUCAGAUGAAGGAUACACCCCUCUAUAUCUAGCUUGCUUGCUCGGAAGGGUUGAGUUUGCAAAGAUACUUAUCAAUGCGGGAGCCGACCAAUCCGUGAAGGAUAAGGAACUCAACAAUGUCAUCCACGCUGCCUUAACGAAUAAUCCCAAGGUUGAGCAACUUCAACAGCUUUUGAAUCUUCUAGACAAGGAUCUAAGGUCUCAUAUGUUUGUCCAACGAAAUAAUCUGACCCGCGGCGGUGAUGCUCCUCUCCACUUUUGGCUCAAGGAAGCCAAUCCGCUCCGACACACUUGGAAGUACGUCCAAGGCAACAGCGACUCUCACCUCGAGCUUCAGGACGAGAACACUGCAAAUCUCAAGAUUCUUCAAGUCCUCCUAGAGCUCUCCGGUGGUGCAGAGCUCGAGAUGCUCAACGGCGCUGGUGAUACAAUUCUCCACACCGCAGUACUCCGUCAUCUUCCGGCACACAUCCGGGUGCUUCUCGCUCGAAAUACCAAUCUACUUUAUCACGAGAACGCAGUUGGCCGAACUCCUAGCGAAGUAGCCUACGAUAUUUUCAUUAGCGCAAAGGUAGAGGAGCUAGAGCCCGUCGCGGUUGAUGUUCAUUACGGGAAUGAGAACAUCAAGAUUGCGCUAAAAAAGAAGUGUGCCUCUAAGGAUAAAGAACCCAAAGACUCGAUUGGAAAGUGUCGCAAAGAGCGCACUUGGCGAAUUAUCGAGGAACAGCUCGGAAAGGUCGAGGGCAAGCGCCGACUAGUCAGCCUGAACGAGGCAAACGACGUGGCGAAGCGGCUAGGCGAGAGCUACUCCUGGCAGCGAUACUUCCAGAAGCGCACAGCAGUCGAUGAGGAGCAAGAGGAGGAGCAGCGAGAAAAGGAGGAGGUUAAGGAGGUCGACUUCGUCACGACUGAGUAUAAGACCUGCCGUAGCACGGCGUGGAAGGAUGACUAGGACAAGGACGGACAGCGUGGCUGGUUUCCCAACGGACCUCCACUAUUAUUGUGAGAGAUGUUAUGUGUGAUUUUAUAAGGGGCGCUGUGAAUUGUGGAGGUUGCCCUAGAAAUACCAAGAAGGAAUCGUCGGAGCAACUAAAUGGGGAGAUCCAGAUGAAUAAUGAUCUUACGCUUUCUCAAGAGGUAUAGUUGACUUUAGAUAUUUGCUGAGAGGGAAUCAAGUAGCUAAGCUAUGAAAUUCAAGCUGAUAACUACUUAGAGAUGUAUCGAUCCAGAUUCCAAAUCCCUCUUAUUGUAUCGCAAUCGCUUUUGACCAUUCUUGGAAUAACGCGACUUGUGGGCACGCUAUACACAAACCGGUAUUCUACAUAAAUUUCCUUGAGCUACUUAUCACUCACC